Molecule: messenger RNA, 4865 nt
Organism: Cloeon dipterum
Lineage: Eukaryota; Metazoa; Arthropoda; Insecta; Ephemeroptera; Baetidae
Product: sodium- and chloride-dependent transporter XTRP3
Exons: 12
Coding region: 398-2479 (693 amino acids)
Biological process (GO): sodium ion transmembrane transport
Cellular component (GO): plasma membrane
Source: RefSeq, a predicted model, not a curated record
CCACCACCUCGACUCUCAGCGAAGAAAGAAGGAGCUGCUGCAAAAAGAUACGAAGGAUCAGAACGAGCCACCGUCAGGUCUUCGGCUCCUUGGCUAUUGUGUGCUCGUGCUCGAGUUAUCUCGGCUGCUCAAAGAGGGCAUGCCUCGACCCGGCGCUCCGCGAUUGGUGGGUUCGAACGGCUGCAGCGGGAGCGAACCAGCGAGGGCAUGCGGAGUGCCGGUGCAAACGAUCGGCGUAGUCAGUCGAACUCCGGUGGACGCGCGGCCAGCACGGAGAUCUGGCGCACGUCAAUACUCUCGCUACCCUUUGCGCGGAGCAAGCGAACGAGCAAGCGAACUCUCGCGAAUCACGGCUAAAAAGCAAAAUAAUUUCUGAACCUGAGGCGGGCCGCUGAAAAUGGCCAACAAGGAUAGCGGCAGUGCCCACAUGGGCCGCACCAACACCCUGCAGGUGCCCAACGGCAGCAACGGCACCCAGCACCAUGAGUUCAACUCGAUGAAUAUCGAUUCGGACGGCUCUGGAGUCGGAGUAACAAUCGUCCUGCCGGAAAAGCAGGAGCGCGCCGCUUGGGAUAACAAACUGCAGUUUUUCCUCAGCAUCAUUGGCUACUCGGUUGGACUGGGAAACAUUUGGCGCUUUCCCUAUCUCUGCCAGCAAAACGGAGGAGGAGCGUUUCUAAUUCCCUUUUUCAUCAUGCUCAUCCUUGAGGGCAUCCCUUUGUUCCUGGUGGAAAUUGGCAUUGGGCAGAAACAGCGGUUAGGCGCGCUCGGCGUCUGGAACAUAGUGCACCCCUGGCUCGGCGGUCUCGGCAUCGCUAGCUGCGUGGUCACCUUUUUUGUCGCACUCUACUACAAUGUCAUCAUCACCUGGUGCUUCUUUUACUUGUUCAACUCUUUCCGGUUUCCUUUGCCCUGGGCUGAAUGCCCAUUAACAAGCAAUGGCACCAAAGUGGAGGAGUGCGAGCUUAGUUCAGAAACAGCCUACUUCUGGUACCGCCAAACUUUGGACGUGGCGCCUUCCAUGGAUGACAGUGGAGGUCUCAAGUGGUGGAUUGUGUUGUGCCUGAUGCUCGCCUGGAUCGUUGUUUUCUUCAUUGUGAUGAAAGGCAUCCAGUCUUCUGGCAAGGUCGUGUACUUCACCUCGCUCUUCCCGUACGUUGUGCUGACCAUUUUCUUCAUCCGAGGCAUAACACUGAAGGGUGCAGCAGCUGGGCUGAUGCACAUGUAUACACCGAAGAUUGAAAAAUUGCUUAACCCCACCGUGUGGCUGGAUGCUGCAACACAAGUAUUUUACUCCUUUGGCCUUGCCUUCGGUUCUUUGAUUGCUUUCGGCAGCUACAAUCAGCAAAACAACAACUGUGUCAGAGAUGUAAUUUUUGUGUCGAUCACCAACGCAGUUACUGCUAUUUACGCCAGUGUAGUAAUCUUCUCUAUUCUUGGCUUUAAAGCCAUGGCUAAUGUGGACAGAUGCAUUGAACACAAUAUGGAGAAAAUGUUUGAUCAUGGCUUGACAGAGGCCUCCCAUGUUAGCACGGAAAAGUAUGAGGAAAUUAUGCAGACUUUAAAUGAGACUAUUCUUAAGACCUGGAAGAUGCACAUUUGCAGCUUAGAAAGAGAGCUUGACCAGGCAGCUGAAGGCACGGGCUUGGCCUUUAUCGUUUUUACCCAAGCCAUCGUCGAGCUUCCUGGAGCACCAUUUUGGGCCAUUAUUUUCUUCUUGAUGUUGCUCUCACUCGGUCUUGGUUCGCAAAUCGGCAUUUUGGAGGGGAUGCUGUGCACAAUAUUUGACAUAGAUUAUUUCAGAGAAAGGAUUCCAAAGCCAUAUCUCACAGCUGGCGUUUGCAUUGUUUGUUUCUUCGUUGGGCUGAUUUUCUGCACCGGUGCUGGGGAAUAUUGGCUGUCGCUGUUUGACUCAUUUGCUGGCACAAUUGGUUUGGUUUUGAUUGCCCUGCUAGAAAUGAUUGCCAUUAUGUAUGUCUAUGGACACGAGAAGUUCACAAAAGACAUUUACGACAUGACUGGCUACCGCCCUGGCUGGUACUGGCAAAUAACCUGGCGAUACCUUGGUCCAAUCAUCAUGACUGCCAUCCUCACAGCAUCGAUCAUUCACAGGAUAACAAACAGGCCGACAUAUUCAGCCUGGGAUGCUACCCAGGGCAUUACAGUGCCAACGCCAUACCCAGACUGGGUCAUGCUGAUCGCCGUAGCUAUCAUUGCUGUCGGUGUUUUGCCAAUUCCUGCAGUUUUCUUGCUUAGACGAUUCCAGUGUCUCAAACUGGACACAGACAUCCACCAAGGAGCAAUCAGGAGGAUUGACACCACUGCUUCAACAAGAGAAAUGAUGGCCGAUGUCGAUUUCGAUGAAGUUGAGAUGGACGAGUACCACGAUUAUCCGAACAGUCAAGAAGUAGAUGACUCUCCCGAUGACCACACGCGAGCACCAAAAAAAUUAUUCAAGAUGGAAGUUUUAGAUGACUGAAUGUAGCUCUAGAGCAAAAACAACUAGGUUAAAACGAAAUCUAGACGAGUAAUAAUAAUGAACUAAAGUAGUUGGUAAUUAUAUAUUUUGUGUGGAGUGAUGACAAAAUGUAGAUAUUUAGUUGUCUAAUGUGUUGAAGCAUUAGAAACUUGUAAAUUUUAAGCUUAGACAGAAGGAGAAGAAAAAUACUCAAAAUCGAUUUUAAAUUUAAAUGCAUUUGUACAAAGAAUUAAUGUAUCAAAGUCAUUGAUUGUAAAAGCAAAUUCAUCUCACAGAUAAUAUUUACACAUCAAUAAUGUUAACAAAUGAAGCUCAGUUACACCAGUACCGUGAAAAUAUAUUAAAAUCCUUGGACAGUGUGCAUCAAUCAGACAUUGAGAAAUUCACAGCACUUUAUGGUAUCGGCAAGUGCCUUCUUGAUUGGAGAUUGAAUAUUAUGCACUGAAUGCAUAGUUGUAUUUCGAUAAUACAAAAACUGUCCAUCUCUGUUAAUUUUGUGCUGAGUUAAGCCAAUCAUCAAAUCCAUUAAGUUCAUGUAUACUAAAAUGAUUCAAGUGGCUUUCAUUGAGUGUAGCUCUACUGUUACUUUGACUUGUUGAGUUUGAAAGAUGCAGUAUUGCACAUAUGGCUGGAUUUCAUAUUGUGUCAGGAAGCAAGCGGCCCCUUGUAAGAGAUAUUGACAUUAUCAAAUUUUAUCUUAUGUUUUAAGUUUUCUACAAAACUUGCAUUUUGUGUUUAAAUAUGCCAUCUCCUGAAGAAACUUUCAAAUGAUUAGAACGCAACACCUCAUAUAUAUUCAGUUAUUGCUAGGUGCAAUGGAACAAAUUUUUCUCUUUCAAUUCACUUACGUUUUCAUUCCUAGAGAACUGAUGAGAACGCCUCUGAAAUCUGGAAAGUUCUAAAUCAAACACGGAACAAUAAAAUCUGCACCAAAAUGAGACGAUCAAUUGAGAUGAAUCUCAUUUUUGUCUGGUAUGUCAAGAAAAAAUAACUGCAAAAUUGAUUCGCUGUAGCUAUCCAAUGUUGGAGAAAUAUCUGUGCUUGUGCUUUGUAGUCGAUUUGUGACAAUGGUGCACGUUUCCAUGCCGAUCAAUUACAAUCAGUACUUUUGUAGUUAUCAAUGAAAUGUGUAUCCGUGACAUUUUUAAUAUCACCGCACUACCACACGAACUUGAAACAAGAGACUUGAAUAAUGACAAGAAUGUGUAUGUGUCAUCAGUCCAUCUGCUGUGGAUAAAUAAUCAGCGAAACUACAUAUAUAGCAUAGUCUGAUCGAACGAAACACACAAUGCUAACUCUGAGAAAGGAAUCUGUAAUAACUAAUUGUAUUUAAAGAAAAAGUCGAUGAUAAUUAACCGCAAGUACUGAUACGAAUUAGAAAACAAAUAAUAGGAAGAUGAGGUUGAGCGCGUCCAAGUAACCCAUAAUGCGGUCAUCGUUUGAGUUGUCUAGAGAUUGCUUCUCUGUAUAUCCAAAAUUGGAAAUUCAGGAGUGUGACGCAGCUAGUGUUUUGUGACAGAGGUGUUGUUAACCACCUCACAUCAGGGUACCAAGGCUGGUUCGUGAUGAGCCAUUCAACAAAUUGGUAUAUAAUGUGGUGCACACUCGGACUUGCAUCUGUGUAUGAUUUAGGUGAAAUGACAAGUUACGAAAAAGAGAACCUCUUAUUCUUCUCAUCUGUUAGUUUUGCUUCUUAUACUGUAACUGUGAUGUUGUCCUCGUAAUAUUAACACAUUUAUCAUUAUACUUUUCUUAGAAGUUUGUAGAGAAUCCUAUUAUAGGAAGCACAGUACUCUCCUGUAAAAUGCAACAAUUGAGUGCAAAGCACUCGUUGACUGCAAGAACACUUUUACGUACAUAUUUGGUUUGGUGACACAGGCUAAUUUGUCGCCAUUCUUUUUUUAUACAUCCAAAAUGCAAUAUAUAUUAAAUAUUGUGAAGUAUUAAAUUAUGGAUGUUUCUCUAGUAGAAUAAAGUAAUAUGAUUCUUGUAUUAAAAUCAGGAGAGGGUGAUAAUAUUGGAUCGAGAAUAUCUGAAGGCUCAGAAUGUUAUGUGAUUAUUGAUAUGAGAUAAUAUAUGAUAAUUUUGCCUUUCAGCCAUGAAUCGAUGAAAAUGUAUGACAAGUCUUGUUCGCCCCAGGAUUCGUUGCUCAUCAGUGUUGAAAAUUAUCUUUUCUUGUAAAAUCUCUUGACAAGUGUGCAAGAAUUUCGGUUUUCCAUAAUAGAAAAGCGGGAGAGCCGCGUUACAUGGCGUUUAAAUUAAAAUAAAAUGUUCGUUGACACGAUCCAAAAUUUUCAAAAAAUCUGGUUGUAUGAAUUUACUGUUCAUUGCAGAGGAUACGAUGUUUUGUUGUUUUAGCAAUAAAAAAUCAUGUCAAUACAAAUUA